ACUCCUCUCACUCGCCCCAAAGAAAGCGGGAUUGCCUACAUAAACAAAACCUCUGAAACGAAAAAGCAUUUGGAAUCAUGAAGCUCAGUGGCAAGCUUAAUUAGAGGGCAUAAUGGGGGACCAGGAAGCCCACGAAGGCGCGCCGACGGGCUGCUGCAUCAGGAGGUGCAGGAACUCGACGCUGUUGGCAGACGCGGUGUCCUUCCCCUUCCCUGAUGAGGCCGAGAGAAAAGGUUUGUGGAUGAAGCUUUUGAGAGAACACAUGAUUUCAAGCAACACCCAAGUGGAACCAAGGAUCUGUUCUGACCAUUUUCGCUCAAGUGACAUAGUGAGGACGACCCCCAAGCCAGAACUGUCGGCCGAGGCAAUGCCACGUGUCCAGGGCAGUGACAGAACAGAAGAUGGAGUGGGUGGAAGUGGCCAGCUUGACAAGGCCUUUGCUGAGGAGCCUGAGGAAGUGAGGUCAGGAAGAACACCAAGAGUGAAAGUUGAAGCUUUAGAUUGUCUCCGACCUCAGGGCGAACUGCAACCACUCCAUCUUGAGUCUGGUGGGUUUUGUUCUAAGGGAAAAUAUGUAGACUCAUUUUUGAUAGGUCUGUGAGUUGAGGAUAUAUUU
This is a messenger RNA of Penaeus monodon (black tiger shrimp), 616 nucleotides long. RefSeq lists its product as uncharacterized. Bases 113 to 601 code for a protein of 162 amino acids. The record is from RefSeq and is a predicted model, not a curated record. NCBI's taxonomy places the organism in Eukaryota, Metazoa, Arthropoda, Malacostraca, Decapoda, Penaeidae. The transcript has 3 exons.